AUGGCAGCCCGACUGCCAGCCCGCUGGGCAGCAGCCCUGACGCCCACCUCGUCCGUCCUCACAUCCCGCAUCCUCAUUACACCGAACCGCACAUUACUGCCACGGACAGCCAAGCGUGGCGUCAAAUACGGCUGGUCAACUGCGCCUCCACGGGGCAAACCCACACGAUUCAACCAGGUGUCCGCCGGGCUCCCCGUUUCCUUAACAGGCCCCGCGGCUGCGCUGAAGCGUAAAGCGCAAUCCACACCACUCCGGACCGGUCUCAUGGCAGUCAAGAAGGGUGUGUCGGCCAUGUUCGAUGUGAAGAAGGGAACGCGGACGCCGUGUACAAUUCUCCAGGUCGAUCAGUGCCAAGUAGUGGCCUCCAAAACGCGCGCAAAGAACGGCUAUUGGGCUGUACAGGUCGGAUGCGGUUCAAAGACUCCUGGCAACACGACGGCGCCCCAGCUAGGAUACUACGAGGCUAAGGGCAUUGCGCCGAAGCGGCACCUUACCGAAUUCAGGGUUCGUGGUGAGGAGGGCUUACUACCUGUCGGUGUACAGCUCACGCCCGACUGGUUCAAGGUCGGCCAGUUCGUCGACGCCCGCAGCAAUAGCCGUGGUAUGGGCUUCGCCGGUGGUAUGAAGCGACACGGCUUCGCUGGUCAGGAGGCCAGUCACGGUAACUCCAAGAAUCACAGGACCAUCGGUUCCGUGGGCCCCAGUCAGGGCGGUGGUUCACGUGUGCAUCCGGGCAAGAAGAUGCCUGGUCGCAUGGGUAAUGAGCGGGUCACGGUGCAGAAUCUCCGUGUGCUCAAAACCGACAACAAACUCGGCCUUGUGGUUAUCAAGGGCCACGUUGCGGGGCCUAAGGGCUGCAUCGUCAAGAUAUCGGACGCCGUCAAGAAAGAACCCCCUGUUGAGACAUUCAUGGAGAAGGCGAAGCGUCUCAUGUUGGAGCGCAAUAUCGGGCAUGAGGAGCGGCUGGAGCAAGCGAGGUUAGCGCAUAUGGAUCUAAAGGAGAUGAGGAAGAGUUUGCACGAGGCAGUGUUAUAA
This is a messenger RNA of Xylaria bambusicola, 1035 nucleotides long. RefSeq names its product 50S ribosomal protein L3. The transcript has a single exon. Gene Ontology annotation, biological process: translation. Gene Ontology annotation, molecular function: structural constituent of ribosome. The record is from RefSeq and is a predicted model, not a curated record. Gene Ontology annotation, cellular component: ribosome; mitochondrial large ribosomal subunit. NCBI's taxonomy places the organism in Eukaryota, Fungi, Ascomycota, Sordariomycetes, Xylariales, Xylariaceae. The coding region runs from base 1 to 1035 and encodes 344 amino acids.